Molecule: messenger RNA, 1575 nt
Organism: Sclerotinia borealis F-4128
Lineage: Eukaryota; Fungi; Ascomycota; Leotiomycetes; Helotiales; Sclerotiniaceae
Source: the annotation of a GenBank genome assembly
AUGACCGUCCCCGCAGAAUCAAAAUCAAAAUCAAAAUCCAGCUCAUCAUCAACUUCUACGUCAACCUCUACAUCAACAUCAGCCCAGCAGUUACGACAAAAACUACUUUUGCAGAUCUGGGAAUACAAUAAUGAUAUCAACACACCGCCAGAUCUAAGAAUACACAUCACAGGUCUAUCCGUUGCGGAAGGUGCUUUAUUUGAACGUGAUUUCCGUGCUACUGGGUUGGAUACGGAUGAUGUUUUGUUUGAAGCUCCGGGAACGCGGAGUGGAGAGCUAGAGCUAGAGCUAGAGCUAGAGAGCGAAGUAUCGAAGUUGACGGUGCCGACGGAAGAACUUGCUGUUUGGCGAGAAGAAACAGAAAAAGCAAAGUUCAAAUUAGCUGCGAAGGAACAAAUUGAUGCGCGGUGGCAAGAGCGGACUUUGAAGGACUGGAGGACAAAUAAGGUGAAGAACACUUUUGUGCCAUAUGCGAGUAUUGGUUCGGGAAGUGGUGAGGUAUCUCGUGGAGAUGCUUAUGAUGGGAGGAUUAAGAGGAAUAAUAUUGGGCGUGAUGAAGAUACUCUCCAAGAGAUAGUUAUUGACCGAGACGACAAAAAUAGUGGAAGCGAAAGACAAAUAAAGGAACAUGCAUCAGCAAAGGGAGAGAAGAAAAAAUCACCACCAAAAGGUAUAGAGCAACUAGCUGAAUCGCGCAGAAAGGCAAAUAGAGAAUGGAUGGCACGAGAAAGCCAUCGAAAGACAGUAGAAGAGAGUGACGAAAUGACGAGGAUCAAUUUGUUGAAAGGUGUUAAUCGGGCCAUUACCAUUGCGGAAGAAGUAGCUUGGAAGGGCGCAGAACAUUUGAGGGAUUUGAUGAAUGGAGAUGGGGGUUGGAAAGAUCGAACGAUCGAGAUGGGUGAUGAAGGUACGAGGAAAGAUGAGGGAGUGGGAGGAGAAGAUUCAUUGGCAUGUUCCAGACCGGGACAUGCGCCAGCACUUCCGGUAGGAUUCGAACCAGAAUCUAAGCGUCGUGGUGGAAAGGGACUUGGAAAUGGAAAUGGAAUUGGGUCAUCAGAGUCGGAGGGAGGAGAAAGAAGACGAGAAGCAGAGAAGCCACCUUUUAUCUAUUCACCCGGAAUAAAUAUCCCCAUACCCCCCAUAUCUCCCCUCGCUCCAAAAGUAUCCAAGCCACAACCAAAGCCUGUAUACUCACCUGGAAUAAAUAUCCCCAUACCACCCAUAUCUCCCCUCGCUCCGAAAGUAUCCAAGCCACAACCACAGCCUGAAUAUGUACCUAUUAUUUUCCCUGUCCCCGCCAUUCGAGAAUCACGUCUCUUGCCACCAGAAAGUCCAGCCCAGUUGAAACUCCGCCUGCAACGCGAAACCGCCCACGCCAAGUUUGAGACUGAUAAAUUGAAAUAUCAAGGAGAUGUCGAAGGUGUAACAAAGACUAAGGAUGAAGUUGGGUCUGGAAAAAGUAUAUCGAAGCAAGACGGAAAUGGAAAGGGGAAGGGGAUUACUUGGGCUGAUGGACCUACUGAUGAAGCUACUGAUGAACCUACUGAUAAUAAAGGCGAGGAUGAGAUGAGGUAA